Molecule: messenger RNA, 516 nt
Organism: Emiliania huxleyi CCMP1516
Lineage: Eukaryota; Haptophyta; Isochrysidales; Noelaerhabdaceae
Exons: 4
Coding region: 1-516 (171 amino acids)
Source: RefSeq, a predicted model, not a curated record
AUGUUUGUGGCGUUUUGGGGCUCUAAGUAUUUCUUUCUCAGGCUAAUCUAUUUUUCGAUGAUAGGUCCAGCCCAGGCGCCAGGGUGGGACGCACGCCGGCGAAGCACCAUCAAGCUGCUGUACGGCCCCAGCAUCGCCUUCCCAGGCUUAGCUAGACUGAAAAAUAUUGGCCAGUGCGCUACUUGCGGCGCGCAACGCCUGCUGAAGUACGCGCAACGUACCAUAUGCUGCCGCUAUGCGUGCCUUAAGGCGGCUGCGGCGAAGCGGCGGGCGCGGCAUGCCGAUGGCAGCUUCUCUGACAUGCGUUUGUUUGAGCUUGAGGCUAUUUGUGAGAACUGUUUGGCGAAGAAGUCGCCGAAGAUUGCGCUCAAGAAGCAGCAACGAGAAUCGGAAGAGGAGGAUGCUGAGGCGGCGAUUGCUGAGCAUGAGAAGGACCGAUCGCCCGCCGCAGGCGAAGAAAAUUUGGGGGUUGCGCCGUAUCGUUUGUACACCGCGCAAGCACUCCAGCGUGGCUAG